Messenger RNA from Artibeus jamaicensis (Jamaican fruit-eating bat), 2197 nucleotides. RefSeq names its product sorting nexin 24 (gene SNX24). NCBI's taxonomy places the organism in Eukaryota, Metazoa, Chordata, Mammalia, Chiroptera, Phyllostomidae. Gene Ontology annotation, molecular function: phosphatidylinositol phosphate binding. Bases 70 to 579 code for a protein of 169 amino acids. The record is from RefSeq and is a predicted model, not a curated record. The transcript is spliced from 7 exons.
GGCGGGGCCGGGGGAGGGGCGGCGGCUGAGAGCCAGUCCCGGCUUGGCCUCCGCCGGCCGCAGCUGGCCAUGGAGGUCUACAUCCCGUCCUUUCGCUACGAGGAGAGCGACCUGGAGCGGGGAUACACGGUGUUUAAGAUAGAAGUGCUAAUGAAUGGAAGAAAACAUUUUGUUGAGAAAAGGUACAGCGAAUUUCACGCUUUGCACAAAAAGCUUAAGAAAUGUAUCAAAACUCCAGAAAUCCCUUCUAAACAUGUGAGAAACUGGGUCCCAAAAGUGUUGGAACAACGACGACAGGGUCUGGAAACAUAUUUGCAGGCUGUCAUUUUAGAAAAUGAAGAACUUCCCAAACUGUUCCUUGAUUUCCUAAACAUACGGCACUUGCCAUCUCUACCAAAGGCAGAGAGUUGUGGAUCUUUUGACGAGACAGAAUCUGAAGAGUCAAGCAAACUGUCCCACCAGCCGGUGCUGCUGUUCCUCAGGGAUCCAUACGUCUUGCCUGCAGCCAGCGAUUUUCCAAACGUGGUUAUUGACGGAGUUCUCCAUGGGAUAUUCUACCCUCACCUACAGCCCAGGUAGAAAGCCUGCCUGGCCAGAAGCUGAAACCACUUCCGAGGCUGUAGUCAAGGAAAUCAAUAUCGACCAAAUUAACCUAAACGCGAUGACGUAACAGCUCAAGCUAGUGGUAACAUCCAGUCCCAGCUUAAUUCAGGGCAGGGACAUUUCCAUUAGAAUGGUGCUUCUAAAAAUAGAAACUGAACCAGGAUGAGCUGAGGUUAAGGCUAAAGGUUUAAGAAGUAGGGUGUAGCUGCCAAUUUAAAAGCCCGAGAAAAUGAGGCUGUAGAAGAUCCCCAGGAGCACCGGGUGCGAUAAAGCAAAGUGACUCUCCGCUUCACCGGCAGCAAUCGCUGAUUGAAAAUCUCAUCCUGCAUUGUACUGAGACUGAUCCCCUCUGGCAGCUUUUGUGUUCAGGUGUUGUGACACUAAUCUUUUCGUUAUGCGAUUGUUCUCGGCCAGUGAUAGAUACAUUCCAAAGUGCCAGGUCCAGGAGAGUAGCCCAGAAACACACUGCUAACUGUGAGGAAGGAACUACUGUCGUUUGCUGUGUCAAAUGCACAGUUUCUUGCCCAAGUUUUUGAGGGAGAAAUAAGGGUGUGCAUUAUACAUGAUGUAAUGAUUACAUAGUCCCAUGAAUAAUGCCUAUAAAACGUGGAUGUGCAUCAUACACGGCAACAUAUGGGAAACCAGAAAUUAAGUGAUGCUGGCAAUAGUGGGGCACUUUUUGAAUCAUGGCAUUUUAAAUGCGCACCUCAGUGGAGUCGUGUCCUACCCAGAGCUUAGCUUCUAAUGUCAGCACGUUAGAUACAUUGGGGUACCAAGGUUAUCCUGGAAAGCCCUUUAGAGAUGUGACAUGUUGCAAGUCUGUCCAUCUACCACGACCAGUUUUGCCCCCAGUGUUGGAAGAAAUGACUGCGUCUUUUGUUGAAGAACAAUUGCAGUUGUUGGUGAUUGUUUAGGGGUUAUUUUGUGUAAAAACCACCUGUCUUCAAAUGCUAGAAUCACACUCAUACCUGGAAGAUGCUUGCCCUCUAAGAGACUGUGUGAACUGACAGAGACUGCGGGAACACUACGGGUGGCAGUGCCCAGCUCGGGCUGCUCAAGGGUGUCCCUCUGUUGAACAGGUGGGAUUGUCAUGGGAUUUACUGUUACUUUCCCGACCAUUUCCUCUUCACUGACCUCAUAUCUCGAAUCAGUAUAAAUUGAAUGUGUUUAUGAUAUGACUCCACUGUACAUCUUAUGUUCAUUUUUGAGUAGUAAAGAAUAUAAGCCUAUAUCAACCUGUAUGUAUGUGCUGUAUUUAGACAUUUCAUUGAAAACUAAUUAAUUAAUAGCUAGACUAUUUAUGAUUAUUCACUUUAAUGAGCUUCUGUGUGGGAGAAGCAUAUUUAGAGUCAAAGGUAAUUACUGAGUCAUCUUACUUGAUUAGGAUAUAAAUACACAAGUUUAAAGCCUGCUGUAAACUUUUAGAGAUAUAUUUAUUAUGGUAGAUAUGUUACUACAUGUUGGAAAGAAGCAAGAACUUAAAAAUCAAGUGUCAUCCACCAAAAAUAACUGAGUAGUCAGGGUUGGAAAUAUUUUUUUAUGUUUUUGUUAUUAGCUAUUUUGAGUUAAAUAAAAACAAAGAAUAAGAAAUAUU